CCGCCACGAGACAUAGUGGGGAGUAGACGUGUUAUUUUGUGUCCUCCUCGUCACCACCCACGCCCAUACAACAGUCAGGAUGGGCGUACAACAACAACCACCGCUCGUCAGCAAGACCAGGGCGCCUAAACCUGUCAGCGAGGCACGACGGAUCAGGAAGCCGUUGAUGGAGAGGAAGAGACGGGAGAGAAUCAACACGAGCCUCAACGACCUGGCCAGACUGCUGACGGAGGCCCACCUGGUGAACGCGGAGGCCCCUGGUAAACAGACCAAGCUGGAGAAGGCCGACAUCCUCGAGCUCACCGUCAAGCACCUGAAGGACCUCAAGACCCAGCAGGUCCCUGACGGCGGCGACGAUAAACAACCUGAGGAGACGGCGAAGGGCCCGCCAGCAGCUACAAGGAGGGCUUCACCAGGUACGCUACAGCCGCCCACACCACGCCCAGACGCCGCCCGCCAGCCGAGCGAGCAAAUGGCAGCAAGGCUCUCAGGGGGCUCGGGGGCUCCUGUCACCUCCACCAUCAAGUGUGAGGCGAGCGUCGGCAUCAAGCAGGAGAGUGCCAAGGGUAGGGGUGCCAGUACCGCCUGA
Homarus americanus (American lobster) is the source of this 589-nucleotide messenger RNA. Its product is annotated as helix-loop-helix protein lin-22-like. Gene Ontology annotation, biological process: anterior/posterior pattern specification; regulation of transcription by RNA polymerase II; regulation of neurogenesis. The transcript has 3 exons. The coding region runs from base 80 to 589 and encodes 169 amino acids. Gene Ontology annotation, molecular function: DNA-binding transcription factor activity, RNA polymerase II-specific; protein dimerization activity; RNA polymerase II cis-regulatory region sequence-specific DNA binding. Gene Ontology annotation, cellular component: nucleus. The record is from RefSeq and is a predicted model, not a curated record. NCBI's taxonomy places the organism in Eukaryota, Metazoa, Arthropoda, Malacostraca, Decapoda, Nephropidae.